Messenger RNA from Strongylocentrotus purpuratus (purple sea urchin), 4981 nucleotides. RefSeq lists its product as uncharacterized. The coding region runs from base 131 to 3814 and encodes 1227 amino acids. Gene Ontology annotation, cellular component: cytosol; nucleus; perinuclear region of cytoplasm. Gene Ontology annotation, molecular function: GTPase activator activity; small GTPase binding; RNA binding. The transcript is spliced from 19 exons. The record is from RefSeq and is a predicted model, not a curated record. NCBI's taxonomy places the organism in Eukaryota, Metazoa, Echinodermata, Echinoidea, Camarodonta, Strongylocentrotidae. Gene Ontology annotation, biological process: activation of GTPase activity; nucleocytoplasmic transport.
UCCUUUUUUGUUCGACCAAUCAAUCAGAGCAUUGAAGCGUUUGCGAUCCUAGCAACGGACCGCCAUCUGCUGCGAGAGGAACGAUACUAGUAAUUGCUUUGACGUGAAUUAAUGCUGAAAUGCAGAAAACAUGGGAUGUGGGAAUUCCAAGACAACUGCCACCGAAUCCACCCCAUCUGUCAGGCCACCCCAACAAGUUGACACUCCUGUUGAGGAUAUCCGGGGUCAAAAUUUACAGGGAUCUGACCCUGCCAUAGCACCUGAGCCCAACAACCACAUAGGUAACACACACAAGUCAGAAUCUGCAGAUGAACCAAGCAGUGUGGGCAUUGAGCAAACUGCUGUGGAGAAAUUUUCCAAUUCAGAAGAUAACCAUUCUGAUAAAUUUCCCAGGGAUGAUGACAAGAACGAGAAUCCAAAUGAGCAGGUGGAGGGCAACAACUCAGGUGCACAAGCUGAAGGAGUCGGCAAUGUGAGGCCAACUAGUGCUAUAUCUGUGGACAGUGUUGCUGUGCGAGCUUUGAUCAAUCAUACAAUUAAUAAGGCAGCAGCUAAUGUUUGUGCUCUCCAAGGUAAGCCUGUCCACAGAGAUGUACGACCCUCCAGUGUAGCCUCCUCGGUGGACAGUGUGGCAGUCCGUGCCCUGGUGGAUGCAACCAUUACCAAGGCAGCAGCUGGACUGAAAGAAAACUCAGCAAAUUCAGCAUCUCUCACAGAAAACACCAAGGAUCAAACUGAAGUUGAGAAAGAAAAAAAUCAUGAGGAUGAAAUACAUUCUGCUCCUACAGAUGUGCAAGCGGAAGAUACUUCUAAUCCCACCAUUGUUGUUAGUACUGUUCCAACGUUAAAUUUUGAUGACUCUCUAGAAGAUCCUAAACCUCAACUUGAGAAUGAUCCCAGUGAGAUCACAGAAGACCAAGCACCGGAACCUAGCAAAGAUACAAUCAUUACUUCUUCUGAAGCAGUUGAUGAUAAAACAGAAUCACAGGUGCCGGAUGGACCAGAUUCUAAACAAGAGCAACAAGGUUCACUUGACACAUCUACUCAAAAUGAAAAUAUUAAUGGCAAUUCAAACACUGAAGCAGAAGACCAACUUAAUCUCCAGCCUGAGGAAGCACUAAUCACCAGUGACGAGACUGAUGGAGUUGAUCAUCCACUAGCUGAUCCAGGAGAUGCUGCUCCUGAAGCGGCUGAUGGUCAAAUUCAAGGGACUGUAGGUGUUUCCUCAGAUGCCCAAAAUACUGUUCCUGAACCCGUCUCAAAUACCUCGGAGAACACUGUCCCAAAGUCCAGCAAAGAGCUGGACCCAAAGGCUCAGGAGAGCUUCGAUCGUGCUAUCCGUGCGUUCUGCCCACUAGUGGAUCCUAAGCAUGUGCUGGAUUUAGUGGCUUCCGGUAUCAGGAGCUUGCAUCUGGACCAUGCUCCACUCCAAGCAGAUAGUUCUUUCACCCAACUUCUCACAAAGUUGACUGAUGUGGAGGAGUUAGAUUUGGACAAGAAUGAGAUGGGACCUCAAGCUUUCAGAGUGAUCAUGAUGGCACUGUCAGCCAAUACUUCCAUCAAGUCAGCUGUACUUUCCAACAACAAGACAGACACAGAUACAGCGGAGAGUGUAGGUGUGAUGCUUAUGACCAAUCAGACAUUAAAGAGCUUAGACCUCUCUAGUAAUCAGUUAGGGAAGGAUUACCUGUCAAGAUGCAUAGGUCCUUCCUUGAAGACCAAUACUUCUCUCACAAGUCUGAACAUAUCAAGUUGUGGAGGGACAGAUCUGAAUGCUCUCAUGGAAGGUCUUCUAGAAAACACAACCCUCAGUAGUCUUAAUAUCAGCCACAAUCAAUUAUCAGAUAGUACUUCAUUGGUCACUUCCCUUAGUGCAGUAUUGAAGAAUUCCUCAUGUGCAAUAAAGGAGCUGAAUGUUCGUAACUGUGGGAUCCAGGGUCCUGGCCUCCAGCUCCUGGGAGAGGGAGUCAAGGAGAACUCCUCCCUCAUUACACUCCAUGCAGGAGGCAAUGAUGUUUCUAAUGUGAAUGUGUUUGUUGAGUUCCUGGUGACUUGUCUUCAACAUGCUACCGUGGAGACCCUCAACCUGAAUGAUACCAGAAUCAGUGAAACGGGGAAUCAGAACCUUGACCUAGCACCCAUAAAUGAGAAAAGGAAAAGCUGCCUGAAGAAUUUGAAUCUAGCGAACUGUUCGAUUACCGAUGAAAUCAUGAAGGUACUAGCCAAUCAUCUCCCUGCAUGCCUGCCACACAUCACAGAGUUGAGUUUAUCAGGCAACUCUGAGAUGACGACAGCCUCGCUUCAGUCUGUUGCUCAGCUAACUGCACUGACAGAGGGUUCUGAUGCAGUAGUAUCAUCUGGUGUGACUCACCUGCACCUUGAUCAGCAGUCUCUGGAAGGCCUUCCUGAUCAUCUCCUCAACAACCCCUCCUUCCCCAGCCUCACCAUGCUCAGUCUAUGCAAGGCCAGGAUAUCACCCACAAGCCUGGGCAGGCUGUCUGAGCUCCUGCAGGGACCGGGUGGUCUCACGGAGCUCUGUCUGAGUGGACUCAAGCUGUCUGAGACACAAGCAUUGGCCCAACUCUUGGAACCAGCUGCCAAUCUGAGUCUGAAGAGUCUUUCCUUAGCUGGCUGUGCUCUCAAAGAUUCUGACCUUGAACCUCUGACCUCUGCCCUUGCUGCUGGAUGGUGCUUGACCUCACUAACCUUAGCCAACAACAGGUUGACAGGUUCAGGGAUCAAUCCCCUACUGAAGGCCAUGAUCAGUUCAGGAGAGCCACUUCUUGAAUCUUUUAAUCUCAACUCUAAUCAGCUAUCAGAUGACUGUCAAGAUGUGCUGACUAGUCUUCUUACCAAGGCCAAGAAGCUGCACACGAUGUCUUUCAAUAGAAACAGCCUGGGUUGUGAGACCUUAUCAGCAUUAAUUCAGUUAUUACACCUGGCUGAGAGUCUAAAGCUGCUUGACCUGAGAAACCAGGAGAGUCCUUUAGAUGAAGAGGACAUGGAGGAACUCAUGAAGAAGUUAGCAGGAGAACUGGGCUACACCUUACACGAGGACAAAUAUGGAGGUAUCGAAGCUGGACGUGGCUCCCUCCCAUCCAGAUCAUCUGACCUGUCCAUCUUGUUGACCGGUCUUGGGGUUGAUCUUGGUCCUGUUGGUAGGUCACUGGACAGUGCUAUGGUCAAGACUGACCACGGUGUGAAGCACCCUCUACCUCUGAGUCUACAGCAUGCCUUACAUCUAGGGGCUUGGAUGACUGCACAGGAUCCUACAAGUCAACCCGAACUAUCGGCGGCCUCCUGGGAAGCGAUCAUUGGCAUCAGGAAGGAUUCUACUGUCCCAUCAUGGCUUAAGGUGGAAAGCUUGCGAGGCUGUGCAGUGUACAUUAGUAAUCUAAGCAGCAACGUCUCGGCAAGUAAACUGGAAGGGGAUCUCGAUGCCGAAGCUGACUGCAAUGUCAAGGAGGUCUGCAUCAUGAAGGACCUGAUACAGAGGAAGCCCAAUGGGUAUGCAUGGGUUCUAAUGGCAGACCAGGAAUCAGUGAAAAGAGCCAUGGAUUUCUAUUAUUCAGGCCAGGCUCUGAUGUUUAGCCAGCCUUACAUCAUCUCUCCUGUCUCUCUCAAGCUACCAGACCUCACCACAGAUGAUACUACAGAGGAUCAAGUCAGCGAGGAGAUGGCACGAAGAGAGAGGGAACGUGUAGCGGAAGCGGCCAAGCAUCAGCAGCUAUUGGAGACGAGCUUCGCUGCCUCUCGAGCACGGCACGAAUAUGCCAAGGCUCACCCAGCCUACGCAGACGGCAGGAUAUUCUAAAAGGAACUGCUCGAAACCCGUCUACACCCAAGCACAAGUCGGCACCUAGUGAAUUAUGCAUGGAACACAGGGCAAGAGGAGUCUGCACUCUCAAGAAUCUAAUGAAUAUAUUUUUAAAACCAUGAAAAACGUGGUUUCCCCUGUCUUUUAUAUGUCUGUAUAAAAUAUAUGCCCACUCAGUAUUUGUAAAAACAACAUUGCUCACAAAUUAUCACAUUGUGUAACUGCAUCAUCGCUUAUGAAUUUAUUUGUAUAUAUUUAAGAUUUUAAUUGUAAAUUUUUGCCAAAUAUAUUUUAAAUGUAUAUUUCACAUUUCUACAAUUUGUACACAUGUAUAUUUUUUUCUCAAAUGCUGCACGCCUUACAUUGUAUUGACCUUCCAUUUAUUUUAGCCACUUUUGUAUAUUUGUUAUGAACUUAUUCCAAAAUCACAGUCCCGUGUACAUUUUUGAGAUACCAUAUAUGUAAAUACCACAAGUCGAAUGAAGACUACAGAAGAGCUCUUUUGUGUACUUUAGCAUUCAAAGUAAUGUAUUAGAAAUAUCAAAAAUAAAGCUGGAUGUAAAAUGUUAAGAACAUUUAUAAAAUAGGUUAAAGAAUGUAGCCAAUGAGAAGCGUCGAAAUGGAUCUCGCGUGCAUUAUUUUUUCCAUAAGCACGGGAGUCAAUUUCUCGACUUUACACACGUAUUGUAGACCCAUCUUAUAAAACAAAUAUUACAUUUUUUAGCUCAUGCAUUAGUGAUAUGCACUGCACUUUGUUAAGUCACAUUGAGACGGAUAAUGAACUCGACACGUCUCGUUCCUUAUCCGAUUGUGACUUAAUCUGCGUGCCAUGCAUAUUCUCUAAUACACUAGCAAAAUGUAUUAUUUGUAUUAACAGUAUUCUGUCCAUUGUAUGGUAUAAUAUUUUCCGUCAUUUUUUCUUUCCAGAGAUGAAAUGUCUAGGGAAGGUUACCUUCAAAGACGUACAUAAAUUUAAAUUUUUUUUUUUAAAAGAAUUAUAUAGGGAAAAGAAAAUCGUCCUUGAAUCCUUAUUAAUUGUUUACUUAUGUAUUCUUUAAAGUGAGGGUAGUUUCCUUCAGAGACACGAGGGCCUGCUCUGCAUUUAUAUAUUUAUUGACUAUGAUAUUAUGAAGUAUAUUAAAACACACUAAUGGAUUUCUUUUA